This is a messenger RNA of Oreochromis aureus, 1149 nucleotides long. RefSeq names its product R3H and coiled-coil domain-containing protein 1. NCBI's taxonomy places the organism in Eukaryota, Metazoa, Chordata, Actinopteri, Cichliformes, Cichlidae. The record is from RefSeq and is a predicted model, not a curated record. Bases 1 to 1149 code for a protein of 382 amino acids. The transcript is spliced from 6 exons. Gene Ontology annotation, molecular function: nucleic acid binding.
AUGGAGUUGUUGUCAGAGCGGAAGUGUUGCUGCGUUGGUCUGACCCAAGUCGACGUUUGUUUCCGGAAGCCAAAGGAUACUAGCUACCCUGCGACUUUUAUUUGUAGGCGCUUUCGCUUGUUCGGGCUCCACUACAAGCAUAAACUUUGGGAAACUACAACAAGUCAACACUGUACGCUUCAGCCUCAGCUAGCGAGCGAGGAAGUUCACUUCACCCUGUUGUCAGCAGGACCCGGCUUUCUUUCUCCGUCCACCCUGGCCUUCCCCUGUUUCGAUGGAGUAUAUCUCCCACAACAAGAAAACGACUUCUUGCAUCAUGUCCUGGAUGAGCUGGAAACAUACCAACAGAAAAACAGCCACAACAGUGUGCUGCUGUUUCCUCCCUUACCCAGCAGACUGCGAUACCUGAUUCACAAAACCAUAGAAGACCUGCCAGAGCUCACCACCUUCUCAGUAGGGGAGAGCUGGUGCCGUAGGGUGGUGGUCUGCCCUUGUGAGCUCAGGAGUGAGGUAGAGGAAGACAGCGACUUGGAGAGCAACAGCAGCUUGUGUGAAGAGCCCCUAAGUAUUAGGGAAGAGAGGGAACGCAAUAUCAAGCCUAAACCUUCAAUCCCACCACGAAGCCGAGCACCUAAGAGGCCCGACAAGCCCCUCUACAUGCCACGAGCCGCUCGAGAGAGGCUGUCAUUACAAAAUUCACAAGGCUCCACAGCUGGCUCUGAGUCAUUGAGUUCAGCUUGUGUUGAUAGAAGCUCUGUCAACAGUUUGUCUGACUCUUGUACUUGUCCUGAAUCUACAGAAAACACAAAGCACUCAUUAUCUAAACAGGAAUCAUUCCCCAGUAUAGCAGACAGAGUCCCUAAACCGUCUGCAGACAGUUCAGCGAUGUGUCCUCAGGAAGAAGAAAAGCUGGUGCUCAGGCUGGAUGAAGAUGAAGCUCUAGUCUUGAAACAGACUCAGUCCCAGUUUGCUGAACUGACUGUGGAGGAGGAUGAGAAGGAGGAUGAGAAGGAGAAGGACGAGACUGCAAGUGUGCCACGCUGUCUCCAGACAGAAGACACAAGCACAGACAAAGAUGGUGUAACUGCAGAGAUCAAGGCACAUCUAAAAGAAGGAGUCUCUGUUGCCAUUGUCCACAAUGACCAUUGA